Molecule: messenger RNA, 2192 nt
Organism: Hippoglossus stenolepis (Pacific halibut)
Lineage: Eukaryota; Metazoa; Chordata; Actinopteri; Pleuronectiformes; Pleuronectidae
Gene: cry5
Product: cryptochrome circadian regulator 5
Exons: 11
Coding region: 128-1705 (525 amino acids)
Biological process (GO): circadian regulation of gene expression; entrainment of circadian clock by photoperiod
Cellular component (GO): cytoplasm; nucleus
Molecular function (GO): FAD binding; DNA binding
Source: RefSeq, a predicted model, not a curated record
UUCUGCCGCUGACGUAGGAGCACUUCCCGUUUUGUAACAGAGUCACUAUCUUGUGUUACCAAACACAACCCAACACGCGCAGAGCUGUAACCGUGGAAGGAAGCUGGUGCAUUCAAGGCUCACCAACAUGGCUCAUACAUGUAUUCACUGGUUCCGGAAGGGACUGAGGAUGCACGAUAACCCAGCGCUCCUGGCUGCUCUGAGGGACUGUAAGCAGCUGUACCCUGUGUUCCUCCUGGACCCUCACCUCCAUAACAACAUGUGCAUCAACCGCUGGAGGUUCCUCGUCGGAGCCCUGAAAGACCUGGACUGCAGCCUGAGGAAGCUCAACUCCAGGCUGUUUGUCGUGCGAGGCAGACCAGAGGACGUUCUUCCUAAACUGUUCGACAAGUGGAAAGUAACAAAGCUGACCUAUGAGUACGACACUGAGCCCUACAGUCUGGGCCAGGACACAGCAGUGACCGCAUUGGCCAAAGAACACGGAGUCCAAAUCAUCUACAAAAUCUCUCAUACCCUUUAUGAUAUAGAGAGGAUAAUUGAGGAAAACAAUGGGAAGGCUCCUCUUACUUAUACCCGAAUGCAGGCAAUAGUGAAAACUCUUGGUCCUCCGAAGAAACCCGUCCCUGCGCCAACCAUGGAAGACAUGGCAGAGGUGAAGACUCCUUGUUCAGAAAGCCAUGAGCAGCAGUAUGGGAUCCCUGCUCUGGAGGAGCUCUGCCCAGACGCUGCUGCUCUGGGAGAGGAGCCGUUUCCAGGAGGAGAACAGGAGGCUCUGAGGAGACUGGAUGAACAUAUGAAACGAACGAGAUGGGUGUGUGAAUUUGAGAAGCCCCAGACGUCUCCAAACUCUCUGAGCCCCAGCACCACUGUUCUCAGUCCGUACGUCACGGUCGGCUGCUUGUCCGCUCGCACCUUCUGGUGGAGGCUGGCGGACGUCUAUCAAGGGAAGAAGCACUCAGAUCCUCCAGUGUCCCUGCAUGGCCAGUUACUGUGGAGAGAGUUCUUCUACACAGCCAGUGUGGGUAUCCCAAACUUCAACAAGAUGGUGGGCAACCCUGUAUGCACUCAAAUUGACUGGGACACUAACUCCGAAUAUCUGGCUGCAUGGAGAGAGGCUCGGACUGGUUUCCCCUUCAUUGAUGCCAUCAUGACUCAGCUGAGACAGGAGGGCUGGAUCCACCACCUGGCCAGACAUGCUGUCGCUUGUUUCCUCACCAGGGGGGACCUGUGGAUCAGCUGGGAAGACGGACAGAAGGUUUUUGAAGAUCUCCUGUUGGAUGGCGACUGGGCUCUGAAUGCUGGGAACUGGCAGUGGCUCUCAGCCAGUACCUUCUUCCACCAGUACUUCAGGGUCUACUCGCCCGUCGCCUUCGGCAAGAAGACCGACAAGAAUGGAGACUACAUCAAGAAGUACCUUCCUCUUCUAAAGAAGUUCCCAGCUCAGUACAUCUAUGAGCCUUGGAAAGCUCCUCGCAGUGUCCAGCAGGCAGCAGGAUGCAUUGUGGGUAAAGACUACCCACAUCCUAUUGUACAACAUGAGGUGAUCAGCAAGAAGAACAUCCAGAGGAUGAAGUCAGCUUACGCAAAGAGAUCCUCAGACAAAACUGAUUCACCCACUAAAAAGCAAGGUGUAAAGCGCAAGGGUCCAUCUGUUGUCGACAUGAUGAAGGAAAAAGAAAAAAGAAAGAAAUCACCCUCUAGUUAAGUCUAAGUAAAUCACUGUGAGUGACUGUUGGUUACAAAUAACUGAAUACACAGGUUUUGUGUUCUUCUUGUGCUAAAGCUUGAUCUGGGUAAAGUGGUGAGUCUGAAACUUUUCUUGUUGAUGCAGGCAGCCUGUCGACUAUAUCUAACUUUUUAUUGCAUCCUACAUUGUUUCCUAUGUUAUAUUUUAAAUACGGUUCUUGUUUUUCACUUUUAUAUUGUAUAAAUUUAUUUCUGAGGAGAAUUGUUGAGUAACAUUAUGUCAGGUUAGCGUUGUACUGGAAGACUUGUUUCUUGUCUGGGGAUAAAUAUUGAUGCUGUCAUCUUGUUCGAAGGCUCCUGAUCAGUCUGGUUUACUGCUGUGUUGUUAAAUGUAUAUGAAACGCCAAAUUGCCUUAUUAUUAUACCCUUGACGUGACUACUCAGGUGUUUGCAUUAAUUCCAUAUAAAAGCAAUAUGACAAAUUUUAAUAAAACAUCAAAACAAAA